AUGUUUUCUCAACAGAUUGCUGUAUCAACCAACAAGAAAGUUGAUGCGCACACACUAAACUACCCGAGCUUGCCUGCACAACUAAUUUGUCAACUUCAUAAUGUGACAAUGCAUGUAAAAGAUCUUCAAUUUUGGUUGAGGUCCAAUUAUCCUUUACAGGCUUGUUCUAGAAGCUUAUUAUUUGUUAUUCAUGCCGAUAUUGAGACAGAUGAGAUUGCUACCUUGAUGGUUUAUACUAAAUUGUCCAGUAGAGGUGCAAUUGUCACCACUUUUAUUAUAUGUUAUGCUUGUACAUCAUUCUUCUCGAGCUACAUCAAUGGUGGAAUGUACUCACGCCAUGGUGGCAAAAAUUGGAUCAACUCAACGGUUCUCACAGCUUCACUUUUUCCUUUUCUGUGCUUCGGGAUUGGUUUCAUGCUGAACACUAUUGCAAUAUUUUAUAGGUCUCUAGCAGCCAUUCUCUUUGGCACGAUGGUGAUUGUCUUCAUAACCUGGGCCUUUGUUUCUUUCCCCCUGUCACUUCUUGGUACAGUUGUUGGAAGAAACUGGAGCGGUGUUCCAAACAAUCCAUGCCAAGUGAAGACCAUUCCACGACCAAUCCCUGAGAAGAAGUGGUACUUGACACCAUUCCAAUGCUCCUAUUGA
Molecule: messenger RNA, 645 nt
Organism: Fraxinus pennsylvanica
Lineage: Eukaryota; Viridiplantae; Streptophyta; Magnoliopsida; Lamiales; Oleaceae
Source: the annotation of a GenBank genome assembly